CUCAACUCCAACCUCAUCUCUGGACCCAUAUUCCCCCUGCAAUAACAACUGUGAAUGCCAAACUGAUUCCUUCACUCCAGUCUGUGGGGCAGAUGGGGUCACGUACUUAUCUGCCUGCUUUGCUGGCUGCAGCAGCACGAACCUCAGUGGCUGUUCGUGCCUCACCUCGGUCCCUGUCGAAAAUGCCACCGUUGUUCCCGGCAAAUGCCCCAGUCCUGGCUGUGAAGAGGCCUUCUUGAUAUUCCUCUGCGUGAUGUGUGUCUGCAGCAUGAUCGGGGCUAUGGCACAGACGCCGUCGGUCAUCAUACUCAUCAGAACCGUGAGCCCCGAACUCAAGUCUUAUGCUCUGGGGGUGCUUUUCCUGCUUCUCCGUUUGCUAGGUUUUAUCCCACCUCCGCUGAUCUUUGGGGCUGGAAUUGACUCCACCUGUCUGUUUUGGAGCACGUUCUGUGGCGAGCAAGGAGCCUGCGCGUUGUACGACAACGUGGUCUAUAGAUACCUGUAUGUUAGUAUCGCUAUAGCCCUGAAGUCUUUUGCAUUCAUCUUAUAUACAACCACCUGGCAGUGCUUGAGGAAAAACUAUAAAAGAUACAUCAAGAACCACGAAGGUGGUCUCAGCACUAGUGAGUUUUUUGCCUCUACUCUCACCCUAGACAAUCUGGGGCGGGACUCAAUGCCCCAAAAUCAAUCACAUAGGACAAAAUUUAUCUAUAACCUUGAAGAUCAUGAGUGGUGUGAAAAUAUGGAGUCUGUUUUAUAG
Cariama cristata (Red-legged seriema) is the source of this 760-nucleotide messenger RNA. RefSeq names its product solute carrier organic anion transporter family member 3A1. Gene Ontology annotation, molecular function: protein binding. The annotation marks the transcript as partial. The record is from RefSeq and is a predicted model, not a curated record. Gene Ontology annotation, biological process: prostaglandin transport; transmembrane transport; sodium-independent organic anion transport. Gene Ontology annotation, cellular component: membrane. Lineage: Eukaryota; Metazoa; Chordata; Aves; Cariamiformes; Cariamidae. The transcript has 4 exons.